Molecule: messenger RNA, 1901 nt
Organism: Heterocephalus glaber (naked mole-rat)
Lineage: Eukaryota; Metazoa; Chordata; Mammalia; Rodentia; Bathyergidae
Gene: Ccdc167
Product: coiled-coil domain containing 167
Source: RefSeq, a predicted model, not a curated record
AUGAAAGAGAAGCACGAGGAUUUGCGCGUGCGUAGUGCGACUCAAUGGGCGUGUCCCGUGGUGCUCGGGGAUCCCGGCAAGCAACAUGACUAAAAAGAAGCGGGAGAAUCUGGGCGUCGCUCUAGAGAUCGACGGGCUGGAAGAGAAGCUGACCCAGUGCCGGCGGGACUUGGAGGCUGUGAGCUGCCGGCUCCACAGGGCAGAGCUGAGCCCCGAGGACAGGCUGUCUCUGGAGAAGGAGAAAAAUAGCUUAAUGCGCAAAGCUUCCAACUACGAGAAGGAGCUGAAGUUGCUUCGGCAGGAGAACAGAAAGAACAUGCUGCUCUCGGUGGCCAUCUUCAUCCUCCUGGCCCUGCUCUACGCCCACUGGACCAUUCCCAUAGACUGAUCCUGGAUUGUCACAGUGCCACCGCCACGUGAGCUGUGAUUUAUGUAAGAGGAAAGGUGCCUCCCCACCCUCCUGGGGCUGUGGGUUCAUUCACUCCCCAUCCCUGCCAACAGCAGCUGUGAUUUCCCCGAUUUCUAGCAGCAGCUCCAACUGAACAAACCCUCUCUGAGCACAGCUUCCUCUCUCCACCUCCAGCCCAAGUCGGACCACAAAGCACUGAGCCACACAGGCAUUAAAAAUAUGUUCAUCUUUAAUGAACCAAGAUUUUGCAGAACAUACCGUUGAGCCCAAAGCUGGGUGGAAUACGGUGUCCCCACCGUGUCACUGCCAGCCUGGGUGUUGGCUGAAGGCCCUGUGGAGUCAAUUCCAACCUGCCAGGAGCCUCAGUGCCCUAUCGCCAUGGAAACCAGACUGGCACCAGGCUGGGGCCCUAGGGAGUCACAGGAGCCUCUCAAAGUUAUUUCCUGUUAAAAACAACCAGAGCACCCUCCCCUGUCCAGGGCUGCUGCCCCGCUUCCUUUCCUCUCUGUGCCUCUGCCAAGAUGGAGGAAACGGAGUGACCAUGAGCAGACAAAAGCAGACCGUCCCUCCUAAUGGGAGGAAGGGUGGCAAAGAGCAACCUCCAGCUCAGCACUCUGCUACCAGGAGGGCCACUGCUGCUAGGGGAGAGGAAAGGCAGGUCUCCAAGGCCACUUCCUGCCCUCUUCGAGCUGCCCAACUUUUGGAUGAAAAGCAGGUGGCCCAGGAAGGCUCCGCAGUCACAGCCAGUGCCAAAGACAACACAGCUCUGAUCCCAAGUGUUGCUGGCCGUGCUAGGACUCCAGGGAAGGGCUCAAGACGGGAAGGAGACAGAGUUGUCUCCAACUUGGCAUCAACACAGCAAACUCAAAACUCUUAACUUGUACAACAGCUGCUCCUGGGCAGAAACCACAGUGGGCUCUACCCACCCAGGGUUGGCCCAAUUAAAGCUGGGCACAGCAGGGGCCUGGCCACCCCGAGGGGUGGUGCCGUCUGCAGGAGCCCUGGGAGAGCGGCAGUGCCCAAAGACCUCUGCUCUGCCCUGUCCUCUGGGCGCUGACCUUAAACCUGUCCCAGGAACACGUGUCCUCUGACGGCCCCUGCCGACCCCCAGGCUUGGUGCUCCCUAGCUCCUUCACAGAGGCAGAAGGAACCGUGCAGAGCACCCUGCCCUGGGAGGGACAGGGCAUUCGGCAGGAGCGCCCAGGCCUGGCUCAGUGGCUGUGCAUGUGGAUGAAGGAAAGGACAUCCUCCUUGGACAGCUUGUCCACAUCCUGCGGCUUCUGGGAGUCGUGCACGCGGAUGCCAUCUCCCCACUCCCAGAAGAGCCGGCUGAAGUAGCAGACACUAGGGGGGGAGAGGGAGAAGAGGGGUCAGAGGGCCCUCAGCCCGCGGACUUGGGGCACUCCUGUGACUCCCAGAACCAACUUUUCCUGACAGCAGCUGCUGUGCUAAUCACAUCCCUCUGGGUCACAAACCACUGAUAGUCCUGGUU